AUGCCUCAUCGAAAAAGUAUCUUCGAAGAUCCACGUGAAGAUCCUCUUGCUAUCUUUCUUCUCCAAGUAUUUGCCACAUUAAUUCUAUCGAAAAUAUUAGGCAAAUGUUUGUCAUUUAUUCAUCAACCAGCUGUCAUUGGACAAAUUCUAACUGGUAUCAUCCUAGGCCCAAGUGUAUUAGGUUUCAUACCUGGUUUCAGUUCAUUUCUAUUCGCUCCACACACCCUCAACUCACUUCAACUAGUAGCGUCAUUAGGUUUGAUAUUUUUCAUGUUCUAUCUUGGAUUGAAAAUGGAUCCGAACGAAAUUCGACAAGGAUGGCGUCGAACAUUACCUAUUGCAUCAGCCAGCAUUAUUAUUCCAGUCAGUAUCGGAUGUGCAACUAGCCUAUGGCUAUAUAAAAUGGCCGAGCCAAAUAUAAACAAACCGGCGUUUAUUUUAUUCAUUGGUUCCGGAGUUGGCUUUUCGGCAUUUCCAGUUUUAGCUUCGAUUUUGCAAGCGAAUAACAUAAUCACGACUUCACUUGAUAUCGUCGUAUGGGUCAUAUUAGCGAUUGCAACGGCCUUAAGUAAAGGUGGUCCAUCAAUUGAAGGUCUCUACACUCUUCUCUUAACUUUCGCCUUUCUUUUGAUUAUGUUUAUCGUUGUUCGUCCAUUGCUUUCGCUGGUACAUCGUUAUUACUUUCGUCGAAAUGAUGAACACAAUAUCUAUUUGAUUGUUUGUUGUAUCUUGGUAUUACUAGCAGCAUCUUUCGUCAGUGAAGUGAUUAAUAUUCACGCAUUCUUUGGUGCUUUCGUAGCCGGGUUAAUUAUUCCGCGUAAAAUGAAAGGUUCAAAUUUACACGACUUUUUAUCUGCUCAAAUCGAACUAUUAUGCAUUGAAUUUUUUCUUCCACUCUACUUCACAAAUUCGGGUUUGAAAACUCAUUUUGCUAUGUUGAAUACAGUUCAAAUAUGGUAUACAAUAUUGAGUUUAGUUGCGAUCAUUUCCAUUGCUAAAAUAAUCCCAGUUACACUAAUGACACGAAUAGUAACACGAAAAGAACGAACAUGGUCGUAUGCUUUAGCUGUCGGCAUUCUUAUGAAUACGCGUGGAAUUGUUCAAUUGGUUGUACUCAACGUUGGUGUUGAACUAGGUGUUUUGUCACCUGUUAUUUUUUCAAUGUUUGUAUUGACAGCUGUAUUCUUGAUAUUUCUUACCUCGCCGUUACUCUACCUGGUUUAUCUACGAAAGAAUGGCAAAGAAAUAGCUUCGACUACAACGAAUGUCUACAACAAUCCAAUGGAACGAGUCUCACAUGAUUACAUGCGACAACCGUCGAGAAAAUGGAAAAUUGCAAGAUCAGCUUGUUGA
Messenger RNA from Adineta ricciae, 1353 nucleotides. NCBI's taxonomy places the organism in Eukaryota, Metazoa, Rotifera, Eurotatoria, Adinetida, Adinetidae. The record is from the annotation of a GenBank genome assembly.